CUGGUUUCUCAUUAGCAGUCGCCUAUCAACCUCGCAAUGACUUCCACCACCUUGAUCAACCAACUCGACUUUGAAAUCGAAACUCUUUUCCCCCCUCCCUCCGCUCCUCCCUCUACCUUGUCCCCCUGUAGGCUUCCGGGGACCAGCAUUGAAUCGCUUGCCGCUCUGCAGUAUGUUCUCAAGGACAACCACAAGCAAUGGCAUAUUUUUCUCAACGACCUGAAGUUUCAUAAUCACAUCACGCACAGAGCUCUAGCUUUGUAUGCUCUGGGUGGGAGCGGGUCGUUAAUUCGAGAGUAUUAUAAACAAGAUAGCCAGAGACAGCUCCCUGCAGUUGAGUCACCUCAAGCUAUUGCCCUUACCAAUUUCGUUGAUCAUCUGGGGGACGAACGCUAUUAUAAGGGUUAUGUCACCUUCUUUGGCCAGGAAAUAGAUGAGAAGGGUAUUCCUAUGGUACUAGAGAAGUACAUCUUUUCCGACAGGUUCCAGUACCAGAAGGGAGCCUUCAUUCAACCAGAAAUGUUGUCUCGCUUCACGGCAUCCCUCCUGCAUGCACUCAUCCAUGUAGGUCACGGACUGGAGUUCGGUCUGAAGGGCAUGGUGGUUGAAGGCCUUGCACUAGCUGCGGUUCAAGACGUAGAUGGAAAAGAUUUUUAUCCUACGCGAUUCAUUAUCGAAAACACGCACCUGGCGACUGAGGUCCAUACACAUGUCUUCGAUAUUAUUGCACGCAUGGUCCGAGAUGGCAAUCUCAAAGUUGAAAAUGUACAGGUCUUCGGAGAGUUCAAGCAAGCAGUGGACGAACACGCGGAACGCAUUCGCGGCUAUGCAGCUCAAUGGACUAUCGACGUGACGAAGAGCGGGGAAAUCGAGAGAAAAAUGGAGGAGUUAAUCUGGUUGACCUCAUCGCUGUACGCCAUUGGAGGUUUCGACGAGGCCAAGGGAUUCACUGGCGAAUUUUUCCUGUAAGAUGCAUAUGGUUACUUCAAGUCUGUUCUUGCCCUCUCUGAUCGGACCCUUGACACCGAGCUCCCAGGCGCUGCUCCUGCGUGCGUACCUAGUGACGGUGUUGACAUGGUGGGUAGCGCGUG
Messenger RNA from Pisolithus orientalis, 1091 nucleotides. RefSeq lists its product as uncharacterized. Gene Ontology annotation, molecular function: oxidoreductase activity. The coding region runs from base 37 to 969 and encodes 310 amino acids. The record is from RefSeq and is a predicted model, not a curated record. The transcript is spliced from 5 exons. Lineage: Eukaryota; Fungi; Basidiomycota; Agaricomycetes; Boletales; Pisolithaceae.